This is a messenger RNA of Elaeis guineensis (African oil palm), 2405 nucleotides long. NCBI's taxonomy places the organism in Eukaryota, Viridiplantae, Streptophyta, Magnoliopsida, Arecales, Arecaceae. The record is from RefSeq and is a predicted model, not a curated record.
CUCCAACCCCCCCCCCUCCUCUCUAUGUCUCUAUUUUCUUUACUUUUUUUUUUUCUUUUCACUUGCUUUUGUUGGUUGCGGGUUUCCAUCAGUUCCUUAGAGAUCUGAAACCUAGUCUGAUCUCUCCUUUUUCUUUCUCCAUUUUUCCCCUUUCUUGAUUGCGGUGGAAGUUAAGGUGUAGUUAGGGUUCCGGUAUCUUGGCUCAUCUGGCUUUCUCACUUUUCCUUGUGAUUUGAGCUGUUUUUCUACAUACUGUGGGUGUUUUGGUCUCAAAAGCUUGGAUUAUGCCUAUCGAUAGUUGUUUUGGUCUUCUUUAUCCUAACAAGUAAUUGUUUUUUGGGGUUCUGGCAGGAUUUGUUUCGAGAUAUAACAAUUUAGGAUCUUGAGUUUCUGCUGAUGGGGAGGUCUCCUGGAAGAUGGAUCAAGACGGUGCUUUUUGGCAAGAAAUCAUCCAGAUCUCAUGCAUCGAAAGGAAGGGAUGCUUUGAAGAAAGCUGUAAAUGAUAAAGAGAAUAUUGGUGGAAAAGGACCAUCUGCUCAGGUUGUGAAUUCGCCAGUGAUAUCUCAAUCAGUACUUGUAAAUGCCAAAGCUAAUGAUAUCAUCUCAGAACCAGAAAAGGGGACACCUGAUCGUAUGGUUGUUGGAGCAGUUCCAUCAUCCAUGGUUCAAGAUGCAGAUGAUCAAGGAACGAUGGGUCCUGACGUAUCAAAGGACUCUGAAAAAGUUCAGGAAGAGCAGGCUGCUACCAAGGUGCAAGCAGCCUUCAGGGGUUAUCUGUCUCGCAGGGCAUUUCAUGCACUUAAGGGCAUCAUAAGGCUGCAGGCAUUAGUUCGCGGGCACUUGGUGAGGAGACAAGCAGUUGUAACUCUACGUUCUUUGCAGGGAAUCGUUAGGUUACAAGCAUUGAUUCGUGGGCGGCGAGUCAGGCUUUCCGGUAUUGGCCUUGAAGUCAAUACAAAAUGCUAUCAGGGAAAGAAUGUGGAUGCUAAACAGUUGAAAACUUGGAAUGAGAAACUGUCAAUUAAUGCUUUUGUUCGUAAGCUUCUUUCUACGUCGCCUGUUACAAAACCUAUGCAAAUCAAGUAUGGUGAUGGGGAACCCAAUUCAGUCUUGAUUUGGAUGGAGCGCUGGACGUCCUAUCGGAUUUGGAAACCGCUCCCUCAACCAAAGAAGGCUGUUGAUUUGAAAACUCAGGCAAGAAGGGGUGUUAGUGCUAUGGAAAGUGAAUCAGGCAGAUCUAAACGUAGACUCCAUAGGAAUUCAGCUGGAAAUGCUGACUCUGGGCCAGCAAAUGUCACCACUGAAUCUGGAAAAUCCAAACGCAACCUGAGGAAAGUACCUAUCUCCCCUGCUGAUUCUGCACAGGAAAGCCCACAAACUGAGCUUGAAAAGGCCAAGCGUAAUUUAAGGAAGGUAUCUAAUUUGACAACAGAAGCCUCUAACAGGGUGGAUAUUGAAAAUGAGAUACCACCUCGCAGUUUGAAGGUGUCAAGUUCCCCUUCUGAUGUUAUGCAACAGAGCAUUGAGGAUUCUGCAGACAAGGUGGAGACAGAUACUGCAGUGACUAUUGAGAAUAAACCUGAUGUGGAAACUGCACGACUGGUGGCAUCAGAUGGACCUAUGAAUACAUUACCAGAUGAUUGCCCCACUCUUGAAUUGAACCCAUCGCAAAAUAUCUGUAAAGAAGAUAAUCUUUCUGCGGUUUAUGGGGAUUUGAGCAUGAAGGAUGAACAGCUAUGCGAUGGAAGCCAGAAAAGCAGCAAGAGGAGGGCUUCUUUCUCAUCCAAAUCCGAACAUCAUGCAGAGAAUGGUUUGCAGAAUUCACCAAAAUUACCGAGCUAUAUGCAAACGACUGAAUCUGCCAAGGCAAAACUACGGGGACAAGUUUCACCAAGGUUUGGGUCAGAUUCGGCUGAGAAAAAUAGCGCCACACGUCGCCAUUCUUUGCCAUCUUCCAUGAAUGGAAAGCAGAGCUCACAAUCACCACGGACACAGAAACUGAUUCAAGCAAGUGGCAAGGGGGUGUUCAGAAAUGACAGAUCUCUGACAUCAUCUGGAGAUGGGAAGGCAAUCCAGGUAGAUUGGAGGAGGUGAUGACAAGUGGGUUCCAGUUCUUACAAUAGCAAAAUAUUGUGGUUUAUCUGCAGUUUUCCCCUGUUCAUUGCUUGUUUGUGAUGUAGGGUUGUCCUGUAAUCCGUAAUAACUUAUUAUUAACUGGGGUUUGGUGUGCUUAAUUCUGUGUUCUUCACAAGCUUCAGCUUACAGAACGUUGUUUUGCACAGAAAAAAAUGCCUUUUGGAUUUGCCUUGUUGGUCAUUUUGGUAGACUGCUUUGAAUUUUCUAAAUGUCGAACAACUGUGGGACCACUUAUUAAAUUCAGAAUCAUCCCAGUACUUUUUCCUACA